Molecule: messenger RNA, 899 nt
Organism: Chaetomium fimeti
Lineage: Eukaryota; Fungi; Ascomycota; Sordariomycetes; Sordariales; Chaetomiaceae
Exons: 1
Coding region: 156-566 (136 amino acids)
Source: RefSeq, a predicted model, not a curated record
GACCAUAGUUCUGCGUUUUCUAGGCCAGGUCUCAGAACAUCACACACCAACAGUCAACAGCCUACCAACAGCAGCCUAUCACUCUUAGCCUAGACACAAUCGGCCCUCAUUAACGGAAUAUAUUACUCGCCUCUACCAAUCACCACCUAGCAACCAUGUCGACCCUGGCGCAACUUAUUAAGGACUCCCCGGGUCAGUACAUCGAGGUGUCCGGAACCGCAGACACCACCGUCGGGGCCGAAUUUUCAAUGGGUGCUACCGUGACCCUCCCGGCCAAAGAUGGGGAGCCGAAGUCCAGCAUCCAGGCCUGCCUUCUCCUGAUGAAGAUAGAAAACGGCUACCUAAAGAAGUCACAAGAUAUCAAGUUCGUUGGGCGACUCGGCUCGAGCGUUUCGACUGUCACAGCGACGAAGGAGGGGGGAGACUACAAGGCCGCGUACGACUGGCAAUGCAAGAUCAGCGAGGCCGGCAAAUACAGGUUCCAUGUGACUUUCAAGGGCACUUUGCCCACCAAUGAGGAAUUCGAUGUAAUGAUGACGACGGCAGAGUUCACUUGCAAGGCCUAGCUUACCUCGGGCGAGCCGGCAGAGGACGAUGCUCAAGGCGCACAUCAUAUCUACCAACCCAUCACUCGACCGGGAAUUCGGGAGUUCGGGAGUGGCAUGGGCGGUUCAGAGUGGCGGAGGGGGGAGGCGUUGCGUUGACCGCAGACGACCAGGUCAGGGGCCGGAAUACGCCCGUGGAGAGGGGCCGCGGGCGGUAGGGAUGGUUGACAUCGGAAAGGUUACCUAGGGUUUGAGACUUUAGUGGAAAAGAAUCAAUCAACCCAACUGGCUGCCUUCGCAUCGUGACUAGAUGUUUUAAUGUGCUUCCGAUUGUAAUUUGCCUUGACCUUGUCG